AUGAGGGACUUGCAAAGAAGCCAAGUGGGAGUAAACGACCCCCUCACCAAGGCCACCGAGGUCAUGAAGAAACUCGACUCUCCGAAGGCAAGUCUUGCUAAGAUCGAAUUUCUCGUGUGCCUCACGGCAUUGUUACUAUUCUUGCUCCCCAUCUUAAGCUCGUCAAGGCGUCGGCACAACAACGGGAUGCUCAAGAUCGUGUUAUGGGCAGCAAACACCCUCUCAGGCUCCCUCAUUACGUACACGCUCGGUCUCAUGACUGAAGCAUCGUUCCAAAAUGAGCUGCUCCUGAUUUGGGCCACUUUCUUGUUAAUUUUCUUCGGGUGCUCAGGCUCCUUCUCUGCCUACAGCCUGGAGGACAACGAGCAGUGGAAGAACUAUUAUUGGCAAUAUGGGAUCAAGAGUUUCUUGGUAUUGACGGUGGUUAUCGUGCACGGCGGCAUGGCACAGAUAUCUUUGGCGGGAAUUCUUCUAUUCCUAGUGGUGCCACUCAAGUUCAGUGAAAGAUUAGGGUCUAACAUUAUUGCAUGCGGGGAUAGCCUACUGAGAACCACCAAAUUGAUCGCAGACUACAUGAGCUCUGAACACCGGUUGUCGGAUACGUCCUAUCCCGACCCUAUCGAGAUGAGAGGAUACAAGUAUGUUGUGAGAGGUGAAGAGACAAGAUUGAUAGAUGGUUUUGGAUUUACAAUCUUUAAGAGGCGGAAAGAGAGAGAAGCUGCAGCACAAAUGGAAGGGCCAAAGUACCGCAAGUCAUUGAAGAUCACGGACCAAAUCAUCACGGUCGAGAACGUGUGGGCAUGCCAAGGAUGGCUUUUGAGAGGCGGGGAUGAAGACAACAAGCUCAAGGACAUUUGCCUAUCGUUUUCGCUCUAUAAGGUUCUCUCCUCAAAAUUUUGCAGCUAUUCAUUGCCAAAAGAAGCUCACGAAAAGCUGUGGAAGUUGAUUCGGCACGGUUUGCUUGCAGAAGAAACGGGCUACGAGCGAGCAUUUAGGGUCAUUGAGCUAGAGCUUUCCUUUCUUUUCGAUUCUUUCUACACCACUUACCCGAUCAUCUUCAAGCCGGGCUGUUGGCCAAUAAAGAUGAUGGAGGUCUUGCUUUUGGUCAUUGGUUCUCUGGUGACAAUCGGGCUUUGUUUCGUGUGGUACAACUCGACUAGACCCCAAUACCGAGUUCAACUGGCUACUUCGGGCGGGUUGAGCAUCGACGUUCUCGUGACUUCGCUAAUUCUUAUGCUAUUCACAUGUUUGGAGCUUGUGCAGCUUUUCUUCAUUGCCACCUCGGAGUGGGCAAAAGUGUCGUUGCUAUGCAAGUACGUACAGACAAACUCGUGGCACGGGAACAAAGGGAUCGAGAAGCUGCUAGGACUAAUGUGCCGGACGCAAUUACUGAAGCCUUGGGAAAGGAAACUUCGCCAAUACUCGCUUCUCGAGUCGUAUAAUCACACCCCUUCAUUCAAUCAGCGAACAGCUGCCUUUAGCGAUGUCAGAAUGGACGGUCGAAAACAAAGCAGGACUGCCGAGUUGUCCUCGGAAGUGAAACGAGCCGUUUUCCAUUUUUUUAAGUCGAAUCCACGGGUAUUGGAGAAUGGAAAAGCUUCUUUGAGACUAAAUCAAGUGGAGGAUGAGCUCUCCUGGGCGUGUAGGCUCGAGACGCAAACUCAAGUCAUAAUUGUGUGGCAUAUCGCCACAAGUAUUUGCGAACACGAGAUGCAGAUUUCAGAUUCGAACUUCCACGUGGCCACAUGCUUAUCCAAAUAUCUCGCUUACUUGGUAGUAUUUUCUCCAAAGUUAUUACCUGAUCACCCUUGUGAUGCGGAGUAUAUUUUCUACCAAAUCGUUUUCGAAUCAAGAAAAUUGCUUGAAGGAUGCAAUACAAAAGAAGAAAGAAUUCGGAAAUUGAAGGAUAUCGGUGAGACAAGGGAUGAUACAAGUAGAGUAAUAAACCAAGGCGCGCGGUUAGGGCAGCAAUUGUUGAAUGUAGAAAAUGACGCAAACUUUAUUUGGAAGGUAUUGGCCGAGUUUUGGGCGGAACUUAUGGUGUUUGUGGCCCCAUCAGACGACGCGAAAGCACAUGCGGAGCACUUGGCAAUGGGUGGAGAGUUCGUGACUCACUUGUGGGCUUUGGUCUCUCAUGCCGGCAUCGAGCGAGAACCUCUUGUUGAGCGACCGACUCUCGACAGAAGCUGA
Messenger RNA from Syzygium oleosum, 2190 nucleotides. RefSeq lists its product as uncharacterized. The record is from RefSeq and is a predicted model, not a curated record. The coding region runs from base 1 to 2190 and encodes 729 amino acids. NCBI's taxonomy places the organism in Eukaryota, Viridiplantae, Streptophyta, Magnoliopsida, Myrtales, Myrtaceae. The transcript has a single exon.